Vittaforma corneae ATCC 50505 is the source of this 462-nucleotide messenger RNA. RefSeq lists its product as uncharacterized. Lineage: Eukaryota; Fungi; Microsporidia; Nosematidae. The transcript has a single exon. Gene Ontology annotation, cellular component: proton-transporting V-type ATPase, V0 domain. Gene Ontology annotation, biological process: proton transmembrane transport. Gene Ontology annotation, molecular function: proton-transporting ATPase activity, rotational mechanism. The record is from RefSeq and is a predicted model, not a curated record. Bases 1 to 462 code for a protein of 153 amino acids.
AUGGAAAUUGGAAAUGAAGAAACACUGGUCACAAUCAUAAACUCGAUAACUAUUUUAUUGACGGUUCUUCCGCCUUUGGUUGGUGUUGGAAUGGGGGUAGGAUUGGCAACUGAAGGAAUAUGCAAAACAGUCGACAUAGACCUAGACCUAACCUUCUCAAUUAUGCCGAUGGCCUUCACAUCAGCACCUGCAAUAUACUCUCUGCUCUUGUUCUUUUACAUGAUCACAAAGUCGCCCGUAACACUUCUAGGUGCUGUCAAGUGCUUUGGGGGUGCAGCCAUCCAAGGGCUAGCAUGUGGAUUCUGCGGAUAUACAAUGGGUGGAAUAGCAAAAGAUGCAGCUGUGGCAAGGGCUAAACAGAAGAAAUUUACAUCGAGUUAUUUUCUAUUACUAAUUUUUGGAGAAUUGAUAGGAUUAUUAGCUCUAGUACUGGGAAUGUUGAUUUUAUCGGGCGCUGAGUAA